GGAUCUUCUGUGAAUGGUAUUCUCCCCAGGAGCCACCCCGUGGGUCCCCUUGGACCAAUCCCAAACCUGGAGACCAUGAGGAGGUGUUUCCGGCCCCUGCGGACCGAGAUGGUCCUGGCUGUGGUCCUCUGCACCUUCUCUCUCCUCUUCCUCCUCCUCCAUCUGCACACGGCGCCCGCCCCGUGCCCCUGCAGGGGCCUGGAAGAGCCGCUGGGCACCCCUGGGGCAGUGACCUGGCCCCCUCCGCCCGCCCGGCCCCCGCCCGCGCCCUGCCGGGCCAACACUUCGGUGGCCAAGCUGCCGGACUUCCCGGAGCAGCCACCGCACGUGCGUGACUUCCUGCUGCACAGACACUGCCGCGCCUUCCCGCUGCUGCAGGACGCCCCGCGGGGCAAGUGCGCGCCGCCCGUCUUCCUGCUGCUGGUCGUCAAGUCGUCGCCCAGCAACUACGAGCGCCGCGAGCUGGUGCGCCGCACGUGGGGCCGCGAGCGGAAGGUGCAGGGCGCCCCGCUGCGCCUUCUCUUCCUGGUGGGCACAGCCCCGGACCCGAAGGAGGCCCGCAAGGUCAACCAGCUGCUGGCGAUGGAGGCCAGGGUGCAUGGGGACAUCCUGCAGUGGGACUUCCACGACUCCUUCUUCAACCUCACGCUCAAGCAGGUGCUCUUCCUACAGUGGCAGGAGACUCGGUGCACCAACGCCAGCUUCAUCCUCAACGGGGACGAUGAUGUCUUUGCACACACAGACAACAUGGUCUCCUACCUGCAGGGCCACGACCCUGACCGCCACCUCUUUGUGGGGCAACUGAUCCAAUCCGUGGGCCCCAUCCGGGUCUCCUGGAGCAAGUAUUACGUGCCGAAGAUAGUGACACAGGAGGAGCGUUACCCGCCCUACUGCGGAGGGGGUGGCUUCCUGCUGUCCCGCUUUACAGCUGCCGCCCUGCGCCGGGCUGCCCCCGCCCUGGACCUCUUCCCCAUCGAUGACGUCUUCCUGGGCAUGUGCCUGAAGCACGCGGGCCUGAGGCCCGCCUCACACAGCGGCAUCCGCACGGCCGGCAUCUGGGCCCCCUCCGCACGUCUGUCCUCCUUUGACCCCUGCUUCUACCGGGAGCUGCUGCUGGUGCACCGCUUCUUGCCGUACGAGAUGCGGCUCAUGUGGGAUGCGCUGAGCCAGCCCAACCUCACCUGCGGCAGGCGCACGCAGAUCUACUGAGGGGGUGUCGGGGCCCUGGCCCCUGGGCUCCCGUCUCCACCCCCCAGGAGGGGGUAACAUUUUCUUCCCAGGAAGAGACCUUUGUCCUCCUAGGCCAUAGGGAAGUGCCAGGGAGGGUUUGAUGAGUGAAUAGUUUUGUUUGUUUGCUUUUUUUUAUAUAUAUAUACAUUUUUAUUUAUUUUAGGGAGAGAGAGAGAAAAAGGGAGAGAGAGAGAGAGAGAAACACUGAUUAGCUGGCUCCUGCGUGCCCCCACUGGGGAUUGAGCCCGAAACCCAGCAUGUACCCUGACCAGGAAUCAAACCAGAACCAGCGACCUCUUGGUGCAUGGGAUAGUGCUCAACUCACUGAACCACACUGGCCAGGGCUGAUUAGUGAAGAGGUUCGUAGCAAAUUCCUACACAUCCUUCAAAACUCACCCAGGACUGCUUAGGCCAGCUUCACCAUCCUUCCUAGACUCUCAGCUGGAGGGACCGUCUUUUUCCAUGGCAGCUACUGGCAGAAGCACUUGGGCCAGGGUUCCAGCUGCUGCUGCUGCUGCUUCCAGCCCGUUUGAGUCGAAGUCCCACAUCCCAGCCCCAACCUUGACCGUGGGCUGGCCCCUAAACAGUGGCCGGCCUCUCCUUGGUAGUGAAUCUGCAGUGGUUAAUCGUGGGUGAGUUCUGGCCAUGGAUCACGGCCAAUUGGGAAUUCCCAAGGUCACAUGCAGCUGAAGGGAGAAGCAUUUUUCAGCUAGGGGAAGGGCCUUGGACCCUCAGAUGGUAGGAGGGGUCAGAGAGGCCCCGAAUGGGACCGCCCCCUCCCUGCCUGUGGUGUUAAGUGCUCUGGUGGCGGAAACAUUGGCCAGAGGAGGGAGGCCGCGGUCUGUCUCAGGCUAUGAAGAUUCGGUCCGGAGUACCUGGCAGGCCCCAGGCCCCACACCUGGGAUCCCCAAGAACUCAGGAAACAGUACUGGGACCAGAGGGGUCUUCACUGGGCCCAAGGCCACACAGACACUCACCCCAGUGCCCUGAGAAGGAGGAGGUUCAGAUCCUUGAGUGGCCCUGAGCUCUUGGGACCCAGGACUGGCCCCCCAACCCAGAGUGUCCUUCUGAUUAGGGAGAUCUAAGCGAACUGGUGAACCCCAAUCCUGCUGGCCUUGACAAGUGUCUGGGACUUGGGCCUCACAGGCAUUAGGGUGGUGGCGGGGCACCUCAGGUAGCAGAGUACAGACUGGGGAGUGGGUCCUCAGGGAAUAAAAUGUUUGGUGAAGA
Messenger RNA from Eptesicus fuscus (big brown bat), 2460 nucleotides. It is a transcript of the gene B3GNT3, whose product is annotated as UDP-GlcNAc:betaGal beta-1,3-N-acetylglucosaminyltransferase 3. Gene Ontology annotation, cellular component: membrane. The record is from RefSeq and is a predicted model, not a curated record. Gene Ontology annotation, molecular function: N-acetyllactosaminide beta-1,3-N-acetylglucosaminyltransferase activity. The transcript is spliced from 2 exons. Lineage: Eukaryota; Metazoa; Chordata; Mammalia; Chiroptera; Vespertilionidae. Bases 76 to 1209 code for a protein of 377 amino acids.